ACCACAUAAUCCAAACAGCCACCAAUCUUCCAAAAAAAAAAACCACCUCACGAGAACAACAAGAAAAGUCAAAGAACAAAAAGGGGGAAGAAAGGAGAAACAAAAACCAACAGAAAAAAAAACCAUGGCGGACCUCACCGACCCCUCCCUCCCGGACGUCGUGCACACCUACCACCGCCUGCUCCACGAAGACCCGGACCUCACCAUGCCCGUGGCGGCGAUCGAGGCGCUCAUCCUGCGCCUGAGCGAGACCCCCGCGAGCACCAUCAGCGAGACCCUCGACCUGAUCAGCACGCUGACCAAGCAGCUGAAGACGCACAUCCCGAACUCGAUCUCGCUGUCCGCGGGCACGGACCUCUUCCAGCAGUACCUCAUCACCUCGCUGCAGCGGCCCACCGGUAGCGCCCCCGGAGGAGGAGGAGGAGCAGGGGAUUUCGAGCAGGUGCGCGCCCACCUCGUGCAGAACGGGAAGCUGUUCGUCGAGCGGGCCAAGGCCGCGCGGGAGACGAUCGCGGGCUUCGGCCGGCACCUGAUCCGGGACGGGGACGUGAUCCUGACGAACGGGGGGUCGCGGGUGGUCGGGGCCCUGUUGCGCAGCGCCGCCGAGGCCGGGAACGGGAACGGGCGGGGCAGCGUGCGGUUCCGGGUGAUAUACGUCGUGAGCUCGGACGACGGGACCGCGGAGAGCGCGGAGCACAUCGCGGCGCUGCGGGAGCGCGACAUCCCCGUGGCGACGAUCCCGGCGACGGCGGUGGCGUUCGCCAUGGGCCGCGUGACGCGCUGCUUCGUCGGCGCCGAGGGCGUGGUCGAGAACGGCGGCGUCAUCAGCCGCCUGGGCACCUUCCAGAUGGGCAUGCUGGCCAAGAGCCUGGGCAAGCCGUUCUACGUCGUCAGCGAGAGCCACAAGUUCGUGCGGCUGUACCCCGUCGGCCAGGACGACCUGGGCUUCGAGCAGAGCGUGGUCGAGUUCCGGACGCUGCGGGACGAGAUCUCCGCGAGGGAGGAGGAGAAGGAGACAUCGGAGGAGGACGGUAAUCAGAACGAUGAGAACAAAAACAGCAGCAGCAGCAGCAGCAGCGGAAAGAAGGUCUCGCGGAAGGCGGAGGAGGCGGUGGAUUACACGCCGCCGCACCUCAUCUCCGGCAUCAUCACCGAAUCCGGCGUCCUCCUGCCCAGCGCGGUGAGCGAGGAACUGAUCAAGAUCUGGUACUAGGGCGGGGUGACCUCGAGGGGAGAGGACGAAAACGUGUGGAAGUUGCCCCCUAGUCGAUGAUUUCAAAGCCCAAAAAAAGAAGGAACUAAAAAGUCCUGGCAGGAAAGGGCCAAGAAAGAAAGAAAGAAAGAAAGCGAGAGCGCCAACGAGGCGAAG
Messenger RNA from Dissoconium aciculare CBS 342.82, 1369 nucleotides. RefSeq names its product nagb/rpia/CoA transferase-like protein. NCBI's taxonomy places the organism in Eukaryota, Fungi, Ascomycota, Dothideomycetes, Mycosphaerellales, Dissoconiaceae. The record is from RefSeq and is a predicted model, not a curated record. Gene Ontology annotation, biological process: translational initiation. Gene Ontology annotation, cellular component: eukaryotic translation initiation factor 2B complex. Bases 125 to 1213 code for a protein of 362 amino acids. The transcript has a single exon. Gene Ontology annotation, molecular function: translation initiation factor activity; guanyl-nucleotide exchange factor activity.